UAGAACAGACCUGAUGCACAAUUCUCAGAGCUAGCCAGGUAGAAGCGCAGGGGACACAAGCCCUGCAAUGGAACACAGAUUGACCUGUUGCUUCGGGAAGCGCACCCACGUGGAAUGUCUCCCUGCUUUCUGGUAAGCUUUCUCUGGUGUCCCCACAUUCCAACAGCAGCAAUGGACGAAGGCAGGGUAUUUUUCAGAAAUGACAGCUACGUCUGUAAUGACAGUACAGGGGUGGACCUGGGAAACGAAAAGGAAGGGGGCCCCGAGGUGAUCAUUGUGCCCGUGAUUUUUGGAUUCAUAUUUCUGCUGGGCAUCAUUGGGAACACUUUGGUCAUGAUAGUCAUUGGAAGAAUCAAGUCCAGGAGGUCGAGGAGCAUAACCAACAUUUUUAUCGUCAAUUUGAGUAUAGCGGACUUGUCCUUUCUGCUCUUCUGCGUCCCGUUCCAAGCCACGAUUUAUUCCUUGCCGGAGUGGGUAUUUGGGGCUUUCUUCUGCAAGUUCGUGCAUUACUUUGUGAUGGUGAGCAUGCUGGUGAGCAUCUUCACCCUGGUCGCCAUGUCCAUUGACAGGUACAUCGCUGUGGUGCAUUCCAAGAGGUCCCCCUGCAUCCGCAACAAGAAGAACGCCUUUAUUGGGGUCACCACUAUCUGGGUGCUGUCGUUUGUAUUCGCCAUCCCAGUCGCCCAACACCAGACUCUUACUAGCCACCGAGAAGCCCCCAACAGCUCGUUCUGCUGGGAGGAAUGGGCUGACACGACAACCAAACAAGCCUACAAAGUGACCAUCUUGAUAAUCGGAUACCUGCUGCCUUUGGUGUUAAUAACGUGGUGCUAUGCCAAGGUUUUGUAUCACCUUCAUAAAAAAGUGAAAAAUAUGUCCAGGAAAUCAAAGAGAUCUAAGAGAAAGACCGCACAGACGGUGCUGCUGGUGGUGGCCGUGUUCCUGAUCUGCUGGAUGCCACACCACAUCAUCGCCAUGUGGGCCGAGUUCGGGGCGUUCCCCCUCAACGACGCCUCCUUCGCUUUCCGCAUCAUCUCCCACUGCCUGGCCUACGGCAACUCCUGCAUCAACCCUAUCCUCUACGCCUUCCUCUCGGAGAACUUCCGCAAGGCCUGUCAGCAGGUCUUCACCUGCAAGUUCCUCUUUCCCCCACCGCCCGAGGAGAAAGUGGUGAGGAUCCGAAUGGAGAACUUCUCCGCCACGCACUCCACAACCAAUGUUUAAACCAAAAUACAAAACAAAACCAGCAGACUGUAAAUAGACUCAACGAAAGUCCUUGAAAGUGAACUUUUCUUACGAAUGUAUUUAUUAAGGAGAGCACGGAUAGCACUGCUCUCUUUUUACUCUUUGAGGGCCUGCGUGUGAGCACGUUGGACGAGACUGCAGACAGGCAACAUGACUGUGUCAGCUCCCAGGGUUCAGACAUUAAGCCAUAGGAUGUGGAAAAACAAGACGUCUUGCCUUCUGGUUUUGAUUUUUGAACUCAACCCGCUAGACUGUAUUCCUUCGUUCCAGCCGUUCUUAUCUGUGCCAGACUAAGAGGCAACGGAAACACAAACGCAGCUACAACAGCCUGCAAUUGGAAGAAUGGUACAGUGCUCCCCCUGUAGUCAGGAGCCGUAGUUGCAUGACCUUUUUAUUUGUGUUCCGCCUUAUAGCAAGAAUGAAAGUUGCCAGUGGAAUGACAUUAUGGUUCAAAUGGACAAAGCCAUAGCCAAGCCACUUUAAAACUGGUUUUGAGGUAUAAAGGACCUCCUUAUAAAGGAGGAGCAUUGUACAACUGUGGUAACAUCGUCAGAAUUUGACACACCCAUGCUAUUGCAGGGGUACAACCCACCCGCACACACUGGUAGCCCAUCUGCUAGGCAUACCACGGUAAACUUUAUAAGAGAAAAAGUUUGGUAAAUAGCACCGAUUCUAGGCAUAGUGAACAAGCUUGAGUGUACAUGGAGAACGUUCAGUACAAUAGUAAUUGCUUCAUCAUAACAUGCUCCAGAUCAUAUUCAAUUAUGCCUAUUAUUUUUGCAGAUGCCUGUGUGUGGUCGACAGAUUUGACACACUGGUGGUAAAAUCUGAAAAAAAAUAUAUAUAUAACAAUCCACAGAGAGAGGAAAAAAACCUGCAGCACUCAUCCAAUUUGUUUUUUGUUCCAUUGCCAGAACAGAACAGUGAAGAUGGAAUUAGUGUGUUGAGUGAGACACACAUCCCUCAGAACAGAUCUGACAUACUGAUAGAGAAAAACCAGGCUGCUGUCCUUGGAGGUUGGCUAUGUGAAAGGCUCAAGGCAGAUUGUCUUUUUUGUCUUUAUGUAGCAAACCCAACAAAGAUUUGUGCAUUUCUAGUGUGCAGUGCCAUUGAAAUGCAACUUUCUAAUUACAAUGUCCAGGACCCUUAGUGCUUAAAACCAUGAACCCUUUGUUGGCUUUGUAUUGUAGUCUAUGGGUGUUCACAGAGCUGCAUGGCAAUGUUUUAGUGCUAUAAUUCUCGUUUACCAUGCCAUUAAAAAGCACACCUACUGUAUUACCACAGGUCUGUUAUGCUUUGUUUUUCCUAUUAAAUUGUAUCGCUCAGUCUGCAUCUUGAAGUGUAAAUGUUUGUAUCGCAAUAUUUUAAGUGAUUUUGUAAUAAACAAU
This is a messenger RNA of Acipenser ruthenus (sterlet), 2633 nucleotides long. Its product is annotated as galanin receptor type 1-like. The coding region runs from base 115 to 1224 and encodes 369 amino acids. Gene Ontology annotation, cellular component: membrane. NCBI's taxonomy places the organism in Eukaryota, Metazoa, Chordata, Actinopteri, Acipenseriformes, Acipenseridae. Gene Ontology annotation, biological process: G protein-coupled receptor signaling pathway. The record is from RefSeq and is a predicted model, not a curated record. Gene Ontology annotation, molecular function: G protein-coupled receptor activity. The transcript is spliced from 3 exons.